Molecule: messenger RNA, 1819 nt
Organism: Gadus chalcogrammus (walleye pollock)
Lineage: Eukaryota; Metazoa; Chordata; Actinopteri; Gadiformes; Gadidae
Gene: dnajb11
Product: DnaJ heat shock protein family (Hsp40) member B11
Exons: 10
Coding region: 329-1411 (360 amino acids)
Biological process (GO): protein maturation; protein folding
Cellular component (GO): endoplasmic reticulum
Molecular function (GO): misfolded protein binding
Source: RefSeq, a predicted model, not a curated record
ACGGGAGCGCGCCUUGUGCUAUGGAUGUUUAGUUCGGCUGUCCAAUAUGUAUUCAGUAUUAAUCUAAAUAAAUCAUUGAUUCAUGAGGUAAACUUGUGUUUUUGAAAAAGUUAUAGGUUAUAUAAAGGUUAUAUCUUAUUUUAAAAGACAGAUACAACCUUAGCAAAUGCAGAUUAAUAUAGUUUAUAUCUUUAAGAAAGGGGCUGGCCUUCUACAGCAGUGGGCGGGUGUUCCCUGACAGGAGGAAGAAGCUAAUAGACUGACAGCGCUACACCAGUUUUCAAAAGCCGGGUGCUGUUUUGGCCUUCUUCAAGCUUAAAAAAUACCGAUGGCCACGAAGGGGAUGAAUCUGUGUAAUGUUUGCUGUCUGCUCCUGUAUUUUAUUACGGUGGUUUUGGCAGGUCGAGAUUUCUACAAGAUCUUGGGGGUAACCAAGGCUGCUUCAAUCAGGGAUAUCAAAAAGGCCUACAGAAAGCUGGCACUACAAUUACAUCCUGACAGAAACCAGGAUGACCCAGAAGCUGCAGACAAAUUUGCAGACUUGGGGGCUGCUUAUGAGGUACUCUCAGAUGAGGAGAAGAGAAAACAGUAUGAUGCGUACGGAGAGGAUGGACUAAAAGAAGGACAUGGUGGUUCACACAAUGAUAUAUUUUCAAGCUUCUUUGGAGACUUUGGAUUCAUGUUUGGCGGCAACCGGCAACAGCAGGACAGAAAUAUCCCCAGAGGAAAUGACAUCGUUCUCGAUCUAGAGGUCACGUUAGAAGAGGUGUACUCUGGGAACUUUGUUGAGGUUGUCCGUGUCAAACCUGUAGCCAAAGAGGCACCCGGCAAGAGGAAAUGCAACUGCAGACAGGAGAUGAGGACAACGCAGCUCGGACCCGGACGUUUCCAGAUGACCCAGGAGGUGGUCUGUGACGAGUGCCCCAACAUCAAGCUGGUCAAUGAAGAGAGGACUCUUGAGGUGGAGAUUGAACAAGGGGUGCGAGAUGAGAUGGAGUACCCUUUCAUAGGGGAAGGUGAACCUCACAUUGACGGAGAGCCCGGGGAUCUACGAUUCCGCAUUAAAGUCCUCAAACAUGCUUUAUUUGAGCGACGGGGGGAUGACCUCUACACCAACGUCACCAUCUCAUUGGUAGAGGCACUGGUUGGCUUCGAAAUGGACAUCACACACUUGGAUGGACACAAGGUCCAUAUAGUGAGAGACAAGAUAACGAAAUCCGGUGCUCGCCUGUGGAAGAAAGGAGAGGGUCUUCCCAACAUCGACAACAUCAACCUCCGUGGCUCUCUCAUCAUCAGCUUUGAUGUGGAGUUCCCCCAGACGCAGUUGGAUGACAAUCAGAAGGACGGCCUUCGGAGUAUCCUUAAGCAAAGUUCGGUACAGAAGAUUUACAAUGGACUUCAAGGAUACUAACCUACUAAUGGACACAGUCUGGACUUUCUAACACAAAACACACACAUACAUAGAUAGAUACAUAAAUACAUGCACACACUUUCACACACAAUGACAACUAUCAUAAGUGUGCUCAAUGCACCAGACCAGGGUGUAUUUAUUUUUGAGUUGUCUCAGGAUAGCUUAAGCUGAUGGAUUUUUACAUAUUUUUGAUUUUACUUUUUUAUGUUCUCCAACUUUAAAAGAGUGGCACAUUGGCUGCUUACAUUUUUAAAUGGGAUGCCAUAAACCCAUGUAGUGUCCAUUUUGUCCCACUAUUUCCCAGCCAGCCCCAACACCAAAUCAUAAUUUCUCUUUGGCUGUUAUCUUUUUUUUUUUCUUUUUUUUUUUCCCUGCCACAAAAGACCAUUCAAUCUGACACAAACAUUU